AGCGCGCGCACUUGGCCGUUGUUGAAGGAAACUGACGGUGGGAUUCCGACUUUCGUAUCGCGUGUGCACCGUUGAAACUUAUAGAAUUUGCGCGCGCGGCCGAGGAAACAGUGCCUACAGUGUUUAAAGGUUGACGAUGGCGGAUACCAGCGUCGCAGAAAACCAUGAAGAAGAACUGGAAGAUGACGACGAAGAAGGAGGUUUCCGCAUUGACGACAUCUACGUUCCACCGCCGCCGCCAGCAUCAUGCACGUUUGAUCCGACUGGGCCCCGGCUCAUGAUACAGAAGAUUGAGAACAUCAAUUUCAAAUCGUACGCCGGCAAGAGGAUCAUCGGACCGUUUCACAAGAAUUUUACAGCCAUUGUCGGGCCCAACGGGAGUGGCAAGUCGAACGUCAUCGACUCCAUGCUCUUCGUCUUCGGUUACCGGGCGCAAAAGAUUCGGUCCAAGAAAGUUGGCGUCCUCAUCCACAACAGCACAAACCACACGAACCUGGACAGCUGCUCUGUGAACGUCUACUUUCAGAAAAUCGUCGACACGGACGAAAACACCUACGAGGUGGUUCCAAACUCUGAGUUUGUGGUUGGCCGGACGGCUCACCGCGACAACUCGUCCUACUACACUGUCAAUGGAAAGCGCUGCACCUACAAGGAGGCCACGAGAACUCUGCGCUCUUUUGGAAUCGAUCUCGACCACAAUCGAUUCCUGAUUCUUCAGGGAGAAGUGGAGCAGAUUGCUCUGAUGAAGCCAAAGGCACAGACCGAGCACGACCAAGGAAUGCUCGAGUUUCUUGAAGACAUCAUCGGUAGCUCCCGCUACAAGGAGCCCAUCGAGCUGUUGAAUCAGCGCGUUGAGAAGCUUUCUGAAGAGAGAACGGAAAAGCUCAAUCGUGUCAAGCUGGUGGAAAAAGACAUGGACGAGUUGAAGGGGGCACGCGACGAGGCCGUCGAGUUCUUGAAGCUCGAAAACGAAAUCGCCGUGAUUGAGAACCAGCUCUUCCAGUUCUACAGACGGAACGAAAAGAUCCUCGAAGCCGAAGCUGACAAACAAGUCAAAGAAGCCCAGGCGCAGAUGGUCGAGCUAAAGAAAGAGCUUGACACACAGCAGCAAGCUCAGAAGCAGCAACAGGUCGAGCUCAAGAAGGCCCUCAAGGAGUGUGAGAAGAAAGAGAAGGAGGUGGACGCCAAGAAGCAGGAGUACGCUGAACUCGAGCGCCGGGACUUGCAGUGCCGGGAGACUAUCAAGCACACAAAGCAGAAGGGAAAGGAGCUGGAGAAAAAUCUGGAGUCGGCUAAGCAGAAGAUCGCCAAAUCCGAGCUGGACCUCAGCGUCAGCACGCACCAGCGUGAAACAUCGAGGUUGGAGGAGAUCGAGCUCAACCUUGACAAAGUGAACAGCUCUCUAACCGACAAGUCCAACUGCUUGACGAGGCUUGAGAAACUUGUCCCUGAAAAGGAUUCCAAGUUGAAACAGCUGGAAGCCGAACUGGCGCAAGUGAGACAGCAGUACCAGGAAGCUCAAGAGCAGCUUCGGUCCGACCGACAUCGGGUCGAAGAGCUCCGCUCCAACGCCCAAGCCAACAGGUCGCGGUCGCGGGUCCUCGAUUCGCUCCUGCAGGCUAAGAAGUCGGGGCAGCUGCCAGGCGUCAUUGGACGACUGGGUGACCUGGGUGCAAUCGACGAGAAAUAUGACGUGGCAAUAUCAACAGCAUGUGGCCAGCUGGAUUACAUUGUGACAGACACGGUGCUUACGGCCCAGCACUGUGUCGAGUACCUGAAGAAGCACGAUGUCGGAUUUGCCAACUUCAUUGCUCUCGAGAAGAUGGAACGAUGGAUUCCUUAUACUCAGAGGAGGAUAGACACCCCUGAAAACGUGCCCCGCCUGUUUGACCUGGUGUCGGUGAAGGACACCAGCCUGCUGCCGGCAUUUUACUUUGCCUUGCGAGACACUCUGGUGGCCGACGACCUUGACCAGGCCACCCGCAUUGGGCUUCAGGGGAGGACACGUCACCGGGUGGUCACCCUGCAGGGAGAGCUGGUGGACGUGUCCGGCACCAUGAGCGGAGGAGGCGGGCGCGUCUCGCGUGGCAAGAUGGGUCAGGCAAUUGUCGACGACGACAUGAGUGCCGCACAGAUGGAGCAGCUCACGUCUCAGCUGACGGCUCUCGAGAACAAGGCCCGGGACCUUCACGAACGCCAGUCCGUGCUGGACGACAAGAUCAAUGCCCUCCGCAAGGACGUCACGGCCUCCAAGCAUGCCUUGCAGAAGUUCCAGGUGGAAGUCAAGGGCUUGAAACAGCAGCACACCUCACUUACCAGUCAGUUGGCCGAGCAAAAGGAGAAAGUGGCGAAGUCUGCUCCCGACAAGAAGAAACUUGCUCAGCAAGAAAAGGCUGUGGCUGCCUACAAGAAAGAGUAUGACCAGGCAAUGGCAUCAUGGAACAAGGUGGAAGACAAAGUUGUGGAGCUUCACGCGAAAAUCAUGGAAAUCACCGGAAAGUGCAUGGGCUCAGUCCAGCAAAAAGUGGAGAGCGUCACGAAGCAACUAGAUGCCGCCUCGAUGGAAAUCACCAGGGCACAGUCCAGUAUCAAGACAGCUGAGCGGAAUCUAAGCAAAGCCGAGAACAAGGUGACCACGAUUGAGUUGGAGCUCGAGGAUGCCAAGACCCGACUCGAAGCAGCCAAGCUCGAGUACAGCGAGCUGGAGAAAGUGGGAAAGGAGCUGCUUGCUGUCGGCGAAAAGGCUGCAGAGGAGCUGAAAACCCUGAAGCAGAAGCUGGCCGAAGUGCAAGCAGGAAUCGACAGUGGGAAAUCUGCAGAGAAUGCACUGAGUUCGAAGCAGAUUGAGCUCAAGAACCAGCUGGAGCAGAGCGAGGCAGCCCUUCAAGACCGCCAAGCCAAAGUGACGCGCUGGACGAGAGAGCUGAAGAAGCUUAAGUGCCAUUCGAUUGACGGCGAGCCUGAGGUAACGUUACCCGAGCUCGAAGACAAGGAUUUGGAAGAGCUGAAUGGUGAAGCACUCACGAUGAAGUCCACCAUGCUCAAGGAGAAUCUGACCGCCAUGAAGCCGAACAUGGCUGCAAUACAGGAGUAUCGCCGAAAGGAGGAAGCCUACAAGCAGAGGGUUGCUGAGCUGGAAGCGGUGACAGAGAAACGGGCUGAGCAGCGACGUCACCAUGACAACCUGCGCAAGCAGCGCCUGAACGAAUUCAUGCGGGGAUUUGGCAUCAUCAGCAGCAAACUGAAGGAGACGUACCAGAUGCUCACACUGGGCGGCGACGCGGAGCUCGAGCUGGUCGACUCGCUCGACCCCUUCACCGAGGGCAUAGUUUUCAGCGUGCGGCCCCCAAAGAAGUCUUGGAAGAACAUAUCCAACUUGUCGGGAGGUGAGAAAACGCUGAGUUCUCUGGCACUUGUAUUUGCCCUGCAUUAUUACAAGCCAACGCCCUUCUAUGUGAUGGACGAGAUCGACGCUGCGCUGGACAUUAGGAACGUGUCAAUCGUCGGGUACUAUAUCAAGGAACGAACGAGAAACGCGCAGUUCAUCAUCAUAUCGUUGAGGAACAACAUGUUCGAACUGUCCGAUCGCCUGAUCGGCAUUUACAAAGUGCACAACUGCACCAACUCGUGCACCAUCAACCCGCGGCGUCUCAUUGAGGCCGUGGAAGGCGCCGAAGAACAGCCACCACCCGAAGAAGAACCACCCGAAGAAGAACCGCCACUCGAAAACGGUGUCGACGAAGAACAUUAAUGCAUGAUGCAACUCAUAUGAUUGUUUUUUUUUUAAUUCAUGUAUUUUUAACUAUUUCCAUGCUCAUCGAACUCGUCUACAAUCACCCAUAAGCUCUGUGUUAUCAGAACAUAUUUUUAUUCCAUCGUUGCCUGUUUUUAUGUUCAUAUAUCGUAUUUUUAAUUGUGCAACUGCUAACCGAGCCUGUACAAAAGUGAUUGAAUAAAGAAAUGCUUGCUAAUUGAAUACGAAAAAGCAACA
This is a messenger RNA of Rhipicephalus sanguineus (brown dog tick), 3991 nucleotides long. RefSeq names its product structural maintenance of chromosomes protein 4 (gene glu). Gene Ontology annotation, biological process: mitotic chromosome condensation. Gene Ontology annotation, cellular component: chromosome. Gene Ontology annotation, molecular function: ATP hydrolysis activity; ATP binding; protein binding. The record is from RefSeq and is a predicted model, not a curated record. Lineage: Eukaryota; Metazoa; Arthropoda; Arachnida; Ixodida; Ixodidae.